AUGAAAACUUCUAUAUUCAUCGCUUUACCCUUGUUCUUUACAACCACCACUGCCUAUUUCCUAACGUCAAAUCGUAUAGACGCGGAACGGGAUCGCUUUGUAACCGUCCAAGAAUAUUACAAUCAAAUAAAAUGCACAAAGGGAUGUGAACAAAGCUGCUAUAAUUUCAUGGCCUAUCGCUGGGAUGAAAUGUCGGCAAACUGCUAUGAAUGCAUUGGGAAUUGCUCGGCCAAGCUGGCGCCAACUACACUAUCUUUUAAAACGCCUUCAAUGCUAUUGGACGCAUCGGUGUGUUGCCCUUCCUAUGAUACGUAUCAUGCUACCGUAGCGGUGAAGUUUGAAGUUGCCAAUCAGCAUAUAUUAAAAGAAUCCUAUGUCGUAUGGGAGUACAGAAUGUCGAGAGGGAUUGACGACUUUGCACCAUCGCCUUGGAUGACAAUUUUGCAAACCCGGGCUAGCCAAGCUACCAUCGAGGGCUUACUAAAAGAAAUCUCCUAUCAAUUCCGUGCAAAUCUUAUUGACGGUAUCAACCCGGCUGAGCGACUUCUUACAAAUUGGAUUGAUAUUGAGGACCCGCCAAUGCCUUAUUUUGGAGAACUGGUGGGUUUA
Mesorhabditis spiculigera is the source of this 609-nucleotide messenger RNA. The record is from the annotation of a GenBank genome assembly. Lineage: Eukaryota; Metazoa; Nematoda; Chromadorea; Rhabditida; Rhabditidae.